AUGGAACCUAUCAGAGAGGAGUAGGAAUAUUACCCUAAUGAGAGUUAGGUAGAUCUGACCAAUAUUUUGGAGAAAAAGAAAACUAAAAAAUGGGCCAUCUUCAAAAAAAUGAAGUUGCCAAGCUUUGGAGGACUUAAUAAGAAAAAUCAGGUGCAGUAUGAUCCAAUCACUAAAAAUCCUGGUAAUUAUGCUCAAUCAAGUACAAUGCCUAGCCCGAGCAACAGUGCAUACAUAAAUUUAAAUCAAACUGAUAUAUUCAAGAAGAAGCUAAUAGGUUUGAACCAUAAUAAUAAGCAACUUGUUAAUAAGAAUUAUGAUUCACUCAAAAACUCUUAUAACUCUUCAAUUUAUGCGCAGAGUCUGCAGACCUCAUUUUAAAAGUUGGAGGAAAGCAAAGAGAUAUAAUAAUAAAAAAUCAUUCAUUUUGAUACAGCCGGAGAUGACGCAAUGACAUUUUAAAAUGAUUUUCUAAAAGAGAGCAUUAUUUAGGAUAUAAAGCGACCUAACAGACCUAUCACAGGAUUUAAGAAUUAAGGCUUGUCAAGUCAUUUCAGUUUGAAGCCUAGCCAAGAUAAUUAGCAAAGAGGAGGUAAUGGAGGAAAUAAUUACAAAUUAGAAUUAAGUUAAUCAAUUGUGCACAAGAUGGUUAAUUCUAAUUUAGCUGACAAAAACAAGUAAAAAAUCUAAGAACACGAAUUUCUUUAACUUAAAGAGUUCCUAGAGGAAAACAGCUACCUUACCUAAGACUAAAGAGAUUAUUUAGUUAAAUAUGCAAUUAAGGGCAUUCCAAUCGAAAUCAGAGGAAGAUUUUAACAGUACUAUUCUGCCUUAUCGAAUGAUUUUCCUGAUUAUCCCAAUCCUUGCUUUCAUCAAAUUGAAAUUGAUUUGAAAAGAACUUUUCCUGAAGAUGAAUACUUCAAAUUGCCUGGGACAAUAGCAAGCAUGAGAAGAAUCUUGGUAGCUUAUACCAAAAGAAAUCCAGUAGUUGGAUACUCUUAGGGAAUGAACUUUAUCUUAGGUAGACUCAUCAAAUUUUUAACAGAAACUGAGGCAUUUUGGGUAUUCACUAUGCUUAUUGAGUCUGUAUUGCCUAUUGAUUAUUUCUGUCAGUUUAUUGGUGUUGAAGCAGAGUCGUGGAUAUAUAAAUAGCUUAUUAAGGAACAGCUACCUCAUAUUCAUUAGAAAUUCGAGGAGCUGAUUAGAGAUUAUAGUGAUUUCGACCCUCGAUACCUCUUUUUAAAUUGGUUUGUCUGCUUAUUUUCUGACAAACUAUCAGAAGAUGUAAAUUAUCUUACAACUAAAAUAAUUAUAGAGGAUAUCUUUCUAUUAAUGGAGAAUCAUUAAGAUUACGUUUAUUCAGCUGAAAAGUUGCUCUACUUGGCUUAAUAUGGAACCAAAGACUUUAAAGUACCAAAAUAAAAAGAGAUUUUAAAGCUUCGUUAGUAUUACUCUCAAAUCGCUUUUGAAAAAUAACAUAUUAUUAAGCAAAGGAAUGAUUCACACAUAAUCUUUGACGACUUAUUAUUGACAGAAGAAAAGAGAAAGAUAUAAAUCAGUAUUAAUAAGCAAAACUUUUACAACAAGUUUUAUCUGCUGACUGGCCUUUCAAAACUAAGGACAUGUGACCAAUAUAAGAAUAGAGAGGAAAUAUUUAAAAAUCUAGAUGCUAACUAAAGUGUGCUCUCAGAGCAGACACUAAACACUCGUGAUUUUGAAUCAUAGGCUGUGCAUAACUAUAAAUGUGAUUGCAGUUGGCCAAUUUGCCUCUAUGAUUUUACUUUCAAAUAGAUUUACCCUUAGUUCUUUUGCUUUAAAACAGCAGAGGACAUUCAUAUAGUCCCUGAUCAUUUCAGCACUCAAAAGUUUGACUAAAUAGUAAUGAAAAUCAGAUCUGACUCAAAUGAAACUGUAAUGUAUAGGAAAAAUAGUUAAAUUGAUGAAUGCGAUGACGAAGUUCCUUAGCAUAUGAUUGUCUAAGAUGAUGGAGCCAAUUUUGAAAACAAUAUAAGAUAAUCAUUUAAGAGAACAUCUGAUACACUUCAUCUUGAUGUCAAGCAUAUCCCAAACAGCCUAUGCAAAUAGUUAUUGGUAUAUAGAGGAGAUCACUACUGUAACUUUCCAUAGUUCUCAGAAAAUUUCUCAACUCUCUUUAGAAACGACAAUACUGAACUAAUCGAUAAUGAUCUAGUUAAUGGUAAAGGCUUGCUUGAUUAAAUAGAGAGUUACUAAAUUAUGAAUGAAUUUGUGAACAGUGUUCGAGUGAUGCAGAUGAGUAAUAAGUUGUUUGGUGAGUUUGGCUCUAUUAGAAGGUAAAAUGAGAGAGAUAUAAUGAGAAAAUCAGCUUAGAAGCUAAUGCCUAAAUCAUUGAAAAAUUCUAAAAUAAGUCAGACUCAAAGUAGAAAUACAAGUAGUUUAUAACCAGCAAAUAGAGUGAGUAAAAACAACAGUAAAACAGUCAUCAAUAAUUCAAGAAUUUCAGUCAAGCAAAGUCAUUUAUCUUAAAAUCGUUCUUCAAAUGGAUUUGAAUUACCAGAUGAGCUUAAGGAAUUUGGAAUUAUCAAAUAACUUGAGACAAAUAAAAGAAAUUCCAGAAAGAUUAGCAAUAUUUUUUCAUCAAGCAAGGAUUCAAUCAAACUUGAAAACAGAUAAUCCAAUAGACUCAUUAAUAAAGCUUUGAAUAGAAUUUCACCUUAGACUCAGAUCUGUGGAACUGGAAGUGGCAAAAAUAGUGAUUCAAAGAAGAGAGAUCAAGUAGUACCCUUGAAGAAAAGACCAAAGUCCCAAUUACUUUCUCCAUCAAGUUCUAAAGCAAGACUCUCAAAUGAAUAAUAAAAAUAUCAAUAAAAAUCUCCACAGUUUGUGAGUAUAGUCAGCAGAGAUGAUCUUACCAAGUUCUUGAAUCCAAGUGAGAAUACUGUCUUGCCAUUUGAUUAAUUUGAAGUCCUAAAAAGAUUGACUAUUAAGGAACUUUUGCAAAGACUUGAUCCAGACAUGGUAAAUGAAAAUCUGGAAAUUAUGAAAAAGAGUAAAAACAUUAUCUUUGAUGGUAUAUUCGAAGAUGAAUGA
Stylonychia lemnae is the source of this 3066-nucleotide messenger RNA. The record is from the annotation of a GenBank genome assembly. Lineage: Eukaryota; Ciliophora; Spirotrichea; Sporadotrichida; Oxytrichidae.